This is a messenger RNA of Bacillus rossius redtenbacheri, 8537 nucleotides long. Its product is annotated as hemicentin-1-like. Gene Ontology annotation, molecular function: cell-cell adhesion mediator activity; calcium ion binding. The coding region runs from base 6 to 8375 and encodes 2789 amino acids. The record is from RefSeq and is a predicted model, not a curated record. Gene Ontology annotation, cellular component: plasma membrane; axon. Lineage: Eukaryota; Metazoa; Arthropoda; Insecta; Phasmatodea; Bacillidae. The transcript has 52 exons. Gene Ontology annotation, biological process: homophilic cell-cell adhesion; dendrite self-avoidance; axon guidance.
CCGCCAUGGCACGAGGCCUGGCGCUGCUGCUGCUGCUGCUGCUGGUCUCGGCCGUGACGGCGGACCCCGAGGGCAGCGGGAGCUCCGCGCCGUGGGACGGCGAUGAAGACGCCAACAGCAUGCCGGAGGAGGCAGCGAGGGCUCAGGAGGACUGGCUGCUGCAGGCGGACCAGCCCCUCGUGGAGGACGACGGACCGGAGGACACCGGCGCGGAGCCCCCGGAGGGAGCCGUGUCGCUCGCCUUCGUGUUCGACUCGACGGGCUCCAUGUGGGACGACCUGCUGCAGGUGCGCGCCGGCGCGGAGCGCAUCAUGGCGGCCAUGCUGGAGGAGCCGGACAGCCCCGUCUACAACUACGUGCUGGUGCCGUUCAAAGAUCCCGCCGUGGGCCCCGUGACGGUGACCCGCAGCCACGGCAGGUUCCGGCAGUCGCUGCAAGACAUCCGCGUGAACGGCGGCGGCGACUGCGCCGAGACCUCCAUCGCGGCGGUGGCCGCGGCCCUGGAGGCCAGCCUGCCGCGCUCCUUCGUCUUCGUGUUCACGGACGCGCGCUCCAAGGACUACCGCCUGGUGCCCGCCGUGCUGGCGCUCGUGCAGAGGAAGCAGACCCAGGUGGUGUUUGUCCUGACGGGAUACUGUCACGACUUGACCCACGAGGGUUACCUCGCGUACGAGAAAAUAGCCGCCACCAGCCUGGGACAGGUGUUCCACAUCAAGAAACAAAACGUGGAAGAGAUCCUGGAGUUCGCCCGCCACUCGCUGUCCUCGCGGCGCGUGAACCUGCUGUCGGCGAGCGGCCUCGCCAACCAGACGACGCGCCACCGCCUGCAGGUGGACGGCUCGCUGAGCGAGUUCAUGGUGUCCGUGUCGGGCCGCAAGCCGUCGCUCGCCGUGACGGACCCGCGCGGCUCGGCCGUGCUCGCGCCGCCGCUCGUCGACCUGGAGAACGUGCGCGUGGUGAGCGUGAAGCAGCCCGGGCCCGGCCCGUGGACGCUGCGGGUCGCCAGCCACACGGACCACGUGGUGCGCUCCACGGGCGUCAGCGCCGUCGACUUCGUCACCGGGUUCGCCGUGGCUCCCACCGUGGACCCGGACCAGGCCUCGCGCCGCCCGCUCAAAGGAGCCAACUCGUCGGUGCUGACGAGGGCGACGGAGAGCGGCAGGGUGCACAACCUGACGGCGAUGAAGCUCGUGGGGCUGGACAACCGCGUGCUCGCGGAGAUAGCGCUGCAGAGGGCGCCGGGCCGCCAGGAGGUGUACGUCGGCGGCCCGGUCUUCCCGCCGUACGAGUUCUUCUACAUCGAGGUGAAUGGCUUUGAUAAAGAAGGUUAUCCCAUCAAGAGACUAUCUCCUACGGCAAUUACCAGCCAGGACCCAGCGCCUCCGGUGGUGACCAUCCAGCCGCGCACGGCCGGCUGGAUCGGCGAUCCCGCCGUGCUCAAGUGCCACGUGGAGUCCUUGGUGCCCUUCAAGGUCAUGUGGUUCAAGGACGGCAGUCCCGUCAGCGGCUUCAUCACCUACCAGCAGACGAGCAAGGUGACGUGGGGCGUGCCGAGCGUGUCGCAGGCCGCGGAGGGCAACUACACCUGCUGGGCCAGGAACUCCGCCGGGGUGCACAAGGGAGCCACCUUCCUCUCCGUCUCAGGUCCUCCCCCCGAGGUGCGCACCGCGGACCAGGUGAUGGCGUCUCCCGGCUCCAGCGCAGCCCUGCACUGCGAGGCGCGCAGCCUGCUGCCGCACCACGUGACCUGGGCGCGGGCCAACCACUCCUCGCGGCCGUCUGCGGAUGACUUGGAGGCGAUAAAAAGUGACGAAAGAGUUUCAGUGCUCGAUAACGGCACGCUAAUUGUUGACUCGGUCACCACAGAAGACGAGGGCUGGUAUGUGUGCAUUUCUGAGAACAAAGGUGGUAGAGACGAGGGCAGUGUGUUCCUUGCUGUGCGGGAACCACUCACAGUGACUGUAGCCCCAGAGUCGUUCACUUUCACGCAAGACGAGAAUAUUACCAUUUCUUGCACAGCCUCUGGUGUUCCAAAACCUAAGGUCACGUGGAUGAAAAAUGGCAGUAGAAUCGUGGACCUGCCGAACAGCAGAAUCAAACUGGUCGAAGAUCAGGAAAACGGCAUCAACAUUGUGAUAGGCAGUGCCCGGAGCUUUGAUGAAGGGCUGUACCAGUGCGAGGCGGAGAAUGAUUUGGAGACAGUGGGCGGGUCGUCGUCGGCGCGGUACGUGGAGGCGCCCGUGCUGACCGCCGAGGAAGGGCGCGUGCUGGCCAAGGUCGGGGACAAGGUCACUCUGCGGUGCCGCGCGACCGGGGUGCCGCGGCCCACCGUCACGUGGGCCAGGCUGCAGGCGGACCCGCGGCGCGAAGCCGAAAGCCAGGCCGCCGCGCUCGACGGCAGCUUGCAGCUCGUCGACGCGAGGCUGUCCGACGCCGGCACCUGGGUGUGUCGCGGGCGGAACGAGGCGGGCUCGCACGAGGCCUCGGUGGCGCUGGACGUCGGCACGCCGCCGGAAGUGCUCCAGCCGCCCGUGGACGUGGAGGUGCGGUUCGGCGGCAGCGGCGUGGUGCCGUGCGUGGCGGUAGGCAGCCCCCGGCCCGCCGUCAGCUGGCGGCGCGAGGACGGGGCGCCGCUCGACGAGGCGCGCUUCUCCGCGGGCGAGGGCGGGCUGCACGUCGCAGGAGCUGUUAUCGACGAUCAGGGCACUUAUGUGUGCACCGUUGAAAACAUCCUGGGGACUGUCCAGAUGUCAGCCCGCUUGAAUAUUACCGGAUUUUCCGCCCCGGUGCUGGACGCGGCGGCCGGGCCCAGCCUGACGCUGCUGCGCGGGCAGGCGGCGCGGCUGCCGUGCCGCGCGCUGCUGGGGGAGCCCCCGCCCGCGCUGUCCUGGCUCAAGGACGGGCAGCCGCUGCGCGCGGGGCGCUGGCCGGGGCUCGGCCUGGCGCCCGACGGCUCGCUGCUCGUGCUGCACGCCGCGCCGCAGCUGCAGGGCAGCUACUCGUGCGUGGCGACCAGUCCGGCGGGCAGCGCCGCGCGCACCACGCAGCUGCGCGUGCUGGAGCCGCCCAGAUUCCAGGCGCACGCUGACUUCCAGGGUCCGGUGCACAAGAUGGCGGCCGGCGAGAGCACGCGCCUGCCCUGUCACGUGCGGGGCCAGCCCAAGCCCUCCGUCACGUGGGAGAAGGAUGGCGCGCCCCUGCCACCCUCGGCCACCGUGUUCAAGAACCACUCGGACGACAGUCUGAUGAUCAUAAAUGCCACGGAAGCGACUAGCGGGACCUACACGUGCAUUGCUGCGAACUCUGCAGGAGCCGAGAACAAGUCAUUCGCCGUCUUUGUGCAAGUUCCUGCCAAGAUAGCAACUUCGUCAUCGGACCUGACCACUAUAGAGGGUGGGCGUGUGAACAUGUACUGCGUGAUAGAAGCGGUGCCUGCUGCCACAGUCCUGUGGUACAAGAACAACCACUCCCUCUCCGAAGACCAAUACGAGAUGGUCAUGAUGGAUGGUACUGCAAAACUCAGUUUUGUGGCGAAUUUCUCUGAUAAUGGCGUGUUCAAGUGUGUGGCUGCGAAUGAAGUUGGCACGGAUGAAACUGAGAUUCCCCUCAACGUUGUUGUGCCGCCCAGCAUCUACCCCCCGGACGACCAGUUCUUGAAGGUGAACGCUGGCGAGUCCGUGGCCUUGGACUGCCAGGCGCACGGGUACCCGACGCCCACUGUCUCUUGGCAGAAGAAUGGGGCACCCAUCACAAACGCCACCAACGUCAGUGUGACCGCAGACUUCACCCUGCGCGUGGGCGACGUUCGGCCGAGCGCGGCGGGGGUGUACGUGUGUGAUGCCGAGAGUCCCGCCGGCAUCUCCCAGAAGACCUUCUACCUCGUUGUCCACGUUCUCCCCAAGAUCCACGAGGACCUGCCCAACUACAUCCAGCUGAAGGAAGGAGAGGACUACGCUCUGCCUUGCUCAGCUGAGGGCAUCCCCACGCCCUCCGUCACAUGGAGGAAGGACGACAUUGACGUCACCAGCAACCAGUUCGAAAACUUGACUGUACUCGAAGACAGUACUCUGAUCAUCACCUCUGCCUCUCCAAGCACGACCGGACUGUACACAUGUGUUGCUGAGAACAUUGAUGGCGAGGACACGAAACAUUUCAUCGUGGAAGUCAUGGUGCCGCCAUCCACGACGAACCCGCAAGUCACCAGACUGGAGGUGAUUAGCGGCGACUCAGUUCUCAUGACCUGCCCCGACGUGGAAGCCGUGCCUCCGCCGACAUUCACAUGGCUGAAGGAGGGAGGCCCGGCGCUGGGCGUGAGGGACGCCGGCCGGACGCUGCUGGUGCGGGAGGCGGCGCCGGCGGACGGCGGGGGCUACGCCUGCGUCGUGAGGAACCAGGCCGGCCGCGCCCAGGCCUCCUUCAGCCUGGAGGUGCUGUCCCCACCGAGGCUGGAGCCGGCGCCGGGCGGUGAGGACCGGCCGGGCAGCGUGCUGGAAGGAUCGCCCCUCGUGCUGCGCUGCCCCGUCGUCGGCAACCCCGCCCCCGUGGUGUCGUGGCGGAAGAAUGACGUGCCUGUGACGGCGCACACGGCCCCAGGCACACUGCUGUCAUCGGAUGGUCAGGUGCUCACAGUGCCGAGAGCACGUCCUCACAACUCUGGUCGCUACCGCUGUGUCGCUGCCAACAAGGUGGGACAUGCUAGCCGGGACUUCCUCGUCUCCGUCAUUGUUCCACCACACUUGGACGGGCCGACCAAUGAAAUACACGAGGUUCUGGAAGGGGAGCCCAUCCUCCUGCAGUGCCCAAUAGCAGGUGUUCCUGAGCCCGCCAUCAGCUGGUCCAGAGACGGGCGAAGCUUGAAGCUGAAUGAAGACCAGGAACUAAUAGUGUCUGAUGACAAGAGGAUUCUUGAACUGUCCACGACAGAGAAAUACGACGAAGGCAUGUACAGGUGCAUGGGUACCAACGCAGCAGGAUCGCAGACGAAAAUGUUCAACAUAACAGUUUUAGAGGCGCCGCAGAUCCAGCAGGAGCACUUCAUCGAGGAGCUGGAGGUGCGAGAGGGAGGCGGUGCGGAGCUGGCCUGCCGGGUGUCGGGCGUCCCGGCGCCGCAGGUGGUGUGGCUUCACAACGGGCGCGUGGCAGGCCCGGGCGAGGGCGACGCUGGCGACUCUCGGCGCCACCUGCUCCGCCUGGGCCCCGUGGGCGCCUCCGCCGGCGGCAAGUACACCUGCCUCGCCUCCAACAGGGUGGGCGUCGCCGAAAAGAACUUCCGCGUCGCCGUGCUGCUGUCGCCGCGGAUGCUGGAGGGCGCAGACAGCGCCGGAGGCACCGCCGUGGAGUCGCUGGAGGGUCUGCCGGUGACCUUGACGUGCCCCGUGGUGGGCGGCACGGGGAUGCAGGUGCGCUGGACCAGGGACGGCCGCCCGCUGAACGAGGAGGCCCAGGGCUCCACGCUGGUCAUCGAGGCUGCUCGAGUGCAGCACUCGGGCAACUACACGUGCAUGGCGGGCGACGCCGGCGACCGCGUGUCCCAGACCUUCCUGCUCGACGUCAUGGCGCCGCCCGCGGUGGCCGACGAGCAGCGCGAGACGGACCUGGUGGUGCGGGCGGGCCGGGAGCUGCGACUGCACUGCAACGCCACGGGGCACCCGCCCCCCGACGUCCUCUGGCUCAAGGGUGCGGCGCCCGUCGCCGAGCGGGAGGGCCUGGGCGCCGCGCUGCAGGACCACGGCCGCACUCUGGUCAUCCCCUCGGCCAGCAUGCACCACAGUGGGCAGUACUCGUGCCUGGCGAACAACAAGGCCGGCACCUCGGAGAUGACCUUCUAUGUCGAGGUGCAAGAGCCCCCUCACCUGGAUGACUCGCCCCUCGAUCUCAACCACACCGUGAAGCUGCACCGUCGGUUGAUGCUGAGAUGUCCUCUGACUGGGUCGCCGGCACCCAAGAUCACGUGGUUCAAAGAUGGCGUAGCGGUGCUCGCUGACGGCGGCAGCAGCAGCCUGCAUGUGUCCUCGGACGGCCGGCAGCUACACCUCAUGCAGGCGCGCGCCACGGACGCCGGCGAGUACUCCUGCCUCGCCGAGAACUCGGCCGGCUCCGACGAGGCCUUCUUCGACGUCCGCGUGCAAGUGCCUGCCGAGUGGAGCGCCUGGUCGCCGUGGAGCGACUGCAGCGCCACGUGUGGGCCCGGGGAGAGGCUGCGAGUGCGCGAGUGCGGGGAGCAGGGGGGCCCCGACCCCUCCCGCGACCCCUGCCCGGGGGACGCCCAGCAGACCCAGGCCUGCUUCAUGUCCGUGUGCCAGGUGGACGGUGGCUGGAGCGACUGGACGGAAUGGACUUCGUGCUCAGUGUCGUGUGGCCGCGGCACACGACGCCGCUACCGGAAGUGCGACCGGCCGGAACCGGCGUACGGCGGACGACCCUGCCUCGGCUCUGACGGCCAGCAGGAGGCAUGCGCGCGCAACCCCUGCCCCGUGCACGGCGGCUGGUCCGGCUGGUCGGCGUGGAGCGAGUGCUCUGCGUCCUGCGACGAGGGGUCGCGGUACCGCACGCGCGCCUGCAGCAGCCCCUCGCCGGCGUACAAUGGCUCGCGCUGCGUCGGCGCCGACAUGGAGAGCGACUCCUGCCACGUCCGCAGGUGCCCAGUGGACGGCAGCUGGUCGCAGUGGGUUCGCUGGACUGCGUGCUCGGCGGAGUGCGGCUCAGGCUUCCGGCGACGGUACCGCAGCUGCGCCCAGCCAGAGCCCCAGUUCGGGGGCGCCCCCUGCUCCGGCGACAACCUCCAGAUAGAGAAGUGUGAGGGCACCAGCUGCGGCCGCGCGCCCCUGGCGGCCGAGCUGCGGGUCAGAGGUCGGCUGAACGGGCACGACAUGGGCGACAGCGUGAUCGCAGCCCGCGUGCAGGACCGUGGGCACCAGCGCCUCGUCACUGCCGCCGCGCCCGAGGUGCUCCAGCUCAAGGCCCAGUGGUUCCCGUACGUGCCCUUCGUGCUCUCGCCCGUGCUGUGGAGCACCGCCAAGGAGGAGCAGGACGCCAGCAACGGCUACUCUCUGACCCGGGGCAACUUCCGCCAGGACUCCCUGAUGGAGUUCGUGGGCGGGGAGGAGUUGAGGGUGACACACACCGGCAGAGGUCUGGACGAGUACGGCACACUCAGAGUCGACAUAGAAGUGAACGGGGCUGUGCCCUUCGUGCAGCCAGAGGCCUCUGUCACCAUCAAGCCGUACGAGGAGGAUUACAUUCAGACCGGGCCGAAUACGUUGUUUGCCACCUCGACGAAUGCGCUCAGUGUUGAUGGAAAAGAACUACCCUACUCGUGGAACAACACCGUCCAUUACGAUUCCCUACAGGGCACCAUGCCGUACCUGGUGGAAAAGCUGUCGGCUGCAAACAUCGGGCUGCAGUUUGACCGCGAGCGUCAGGAGGUGCGGGUGUCUGCCAGCAGCAGCAUCAGCCGCAAGUUCGACCAGGACAAGUGCCCCGAAGGCUUUGCGCUGAACGAGAAGUUCAUGCACUGUGCAGACGUGAACGAGUGCCGUGACAAGCUGGCCAAUGGCUGCCACUACACUCAGCAGUGCGAGAACCUGUUCGGCAGUUACCGCUGCUACUGUCGCCCGGGGUUCAGCUCGCUGGGUGCUGGCAAGCGCUGCCAGGACGUCGACGAGUGCGCCCAGCACCCGCCGGUCUGCGCUCACAUCUGUCGCAACAAGAAAGGAGGCUACAAAUGCUCGUGUUACCCUGGAUUCGUGUUGCAGUUUGACGGCAAGACAUGCUCGUCAGCUGCAGCGGGGCCGACCUGGAAGCGUGCCAACAGCUCCUCGCUGCAGGGCUGGGGCUGUCCCCGCGGCCACCGGCUCGUCGGAGGCGUCUGCGCAGAUGUGGACGAGUGCGUGGACGCGGCAAAUGCCUGCGGGCCUGAGCAGACCUGCCUCAACUCCCGCGGGGGGUUCACCUGUCUGGACACUCCUUGCCCGCCCCACUACGAGAGAGAUGGCGAAUCAGGCAGGCACUGCGUGCAAUUCUGUGACGAGGAUGGCGCCGACUGUGCAACGGGGGCGCGGCUCAUGGAGACGGUGAUCCACACGGCGCUGGCGCCAGGCGCCGUGCGGCCCUACCAGGACCUCAUGGUGCUGGCCGUGCAUGGGGAGGACGGCCUCAAGCUGGCGAGGACGCGCUUCCACGUCGUCGAGAACGAGAUUGGAAAACCAUUCAGAGUACGUUUUGAAAAUGGUCAAGGAAUACUCUACACUUUACGGUACUUGAAACCAGAGAUCAUUCACAGGGUAUCAAUACUAGCAUCAUCAUACGACGAAGGGGAAAGAAGCAUCCUGUAUUCAACUACGUUUGUAGUAUUUAUAUUGCUGCCAGAAGAAUAGUGAUCUACGAGCAUUGCAACAAGUUAUUGGUUGUUUUACCAGUGCUUCAGCCAUAGAUCCCAGGAACAUCGCUAUAGGGCAUUCCAGUUGAUGUGUAUAUUUUGGAAUCUAUUUCUUACACUCACUCCUGUCAAAAACUGAAUAAAACAUAACUGAAACAUA